Molecule: messenger RNA, 4321 nt
Organism: Vitrella brassicaformis
Lineage: Eukaryota; Vitrellaceae
Source: the annotation of a GenBank genome assembly
CGAAAAUUGAGGGACGAAGGGAGAACAGCGAUUUCAGCACUUUUGGAAGCUUCUGGCUACCGAAUUGGUGCAUUGGAUGCUCGUCUGCUGCCGGGAUGCCCAUCGAAGCUUGAAAUCUGUUCACCACUCACAUCUGACUCAGCUGUCGACGUUUGCUCGCAUUGGUCGGUCUUUUCCUCGCUCGACGCCGUGUGUUAGGCUUUCCGGCCCUCUGAAAGGAGGCCCCUUCUUGCCCCCCCGCCAGCGGUUCAUGUUUCCCAACAGGGGCUAUGCCGGUGAGCGCACGCAACCAAUCCACAAUUCCGGGCAUCGAAAGCCCACCGUGUGUUGUCAUUUUGUCCCCUCCAGCUCCCCCGAGCGGCUCUUCUCGCCCCGGUGCGGGUGUCCCAUUCAUUCCCCCCGCCCUGCCCACUCUCCGCCCUGUAGCUCCUCCGUCUGCCUCACCCCGAGGCUCGCCAGUGGGUGCCCGUCCCCCCUCCACCCCCCCACCCGUUGCCAGCGGGUCAUUCAGCCCGCCCGUCAUGCGACACCCAACCGCCACAUACCUGCCGGGGCAGGGCCGGACCGGGGGUGUGUUCGUCACGCAGUCGUCGCUCAUCACUCAUGGGAGUGGGCCGGGGAGUGGGCCUGGGUCAACGCACUCGAGCAUCAUACUGACGCAGGUGGGCGUGGUGAGGGAUGAAUGGAUGGGUGGCUGGACGCUGCAUUUUGUGGAUCUGUUUUGUUGGUGCUUCUUCAGUGGCCUCCGCCUUCUGGUGGUCGCGGGAUGGAGACGCUCGUGUCGCCCAGGGUGGCUGGCAGGCCACAGCCGCCAAGCAGGUCAGACACACGGGCACACUGCCGCCCCAUCAGUCAUUCGAUCGCGUUCUGCCACUGUUUUCUCUGUCUUCAGUGUGGUGUAUUCGGUUCGCGGUCCCCCAGUGUUUGGCCCGCCAUCGCCAUCCCAGCGCAGUGUGGUGUUGUAUGCACCCAGCCCCAGGGGUCAGGCUCCGAUUCACAUGGCUGCCGUCGCUGCCGCCCCGGCACAGCCGCAUGUCGCUGCUGGAUCGCCCGCACAGCAGUGAGCACAGGCGGAAGCGUGCAUGGAUGCGUGUAUGCAUGACUGUCUCUGUCUGUCUACGUCAGAUAUGCGUCUGCCUUCUCGAGGGUGGAGGCCACUCGCCAGCGGCUGGAUGAGCUCAUCAAGAGCCAACACGGCCUUGAUGCUGCCGCCAGCAAGGUGAAUGAGUCGCGGACAGAGAGCACGGACCAUUGUCGAGGUAUAAGAGAGUAUAUGUUUUGUGUCAGGAUUUCGCGGCGCAUGAUGCGAACGAGGACAAGACGUUGCAGCGGAGUGAGGUCGAGGCGAUGGUGAGGGACCUGGCUGUCAGGUACCAGAUUCCCAUGCCCGACAAAACCACACUCGAACGGUAGGCACGUCCAACAGACACACAAGAGGGGAAAUCGGCAGGAGCUCGUGUGAUGUGUACGUGUGUGUGGAUCGAUGGCUGUAGUCUGUUCAACAAGUUCGACACCGCUGGGACGAACGAGAUCCCGCAGGCGUCGUUCCGCGACUUCUACAGAGAGAUCCUGUGCUUUAUCAAACAGUCCUACUACCCACCAGUCGUCAGGUCACAACACGCCGACGACCACACAUACACCCAUUCAUUCACUCCCAUUCUCUCUGUCUCUUUCUGUGUGUGCAGGUUUCGUCGUGAGUUCUUCAUUCAGGAGAAGCAAGCCAAGCUGGAUGACUUCUACACGCGCGAAGACAAGCUCGGCCAGGGGCAGUUCGGCAUUGUCUUCAAAGUCAGGGAGAAACGGACCGGCACGGGCGAAAUGGGUGGGUGGGUGGUGAGACACGACACGCAGAUCAGCAAGAACAGAGGGAGACACGGGAGAGGUGUUCGGUCAUGUGGGCGUGUGCAGGUCUGUUUCGUUGCUGCAAAACGAUAUCUAAGAGCAAGACAACGUGUCCGAGGGAGCUCAUUGCCAACGAGAUCGACGUGCUGAGACGGCUCGACCACCCUAACAUUGUCAGUCAGUCAGUUAUCACACUCAACGCAGAGAGACAUCAAGCCAUCUGUGAACAUGUGUGUGUAGGUGCGUAUGUACGAGGCGUUCGAGGACUACCAGAAUCUGUACCUCAUUUUCGAGCUCAUCGACGGCAAAGAGCUGCUCGACAUCAUUCUUGAUCUCGCAAGGGCAGGUCCGUGUGUGUGUGGUGGCUGGCAAAAAAUGGUGAGACGAAUGGCCUGCGUCUCUCUCUCUCUCUGUCUCUCUGUCUCUCUCUUUCUCUCUCUCUUUGUCUGUGCAGGUCAGGCGUUUGACGAGGCGCGUGCAGCGCGGGUGCUGCGGAGUGUAUUGUCGGCCAUCGCGCACUGUCACUCCAACAGGGUGAUGCACAAGGACCUCAAGCCGGAAAACAUCAUGAUCCUCAACAAAGACCUUGACGUGCUCGAUGCCGGUCGGUCAGCCAGCCACCCAGCCACGCGAGAUGUCUCAGAAAGACGAAGCAUUUGUUGUAUGAUUGCAGGCAGCGUGAAGAUGAUCGAUUUCGGUCUGGCUGAGAUGUUCACGCCAGGUCACGUGUCGACCACUGCUGCUGGCACGCCCUACUACAUGAGCCCCGAGGUCACACAAACACACACUUUGCUGGUGGAGUGAACGUCUCUGUGUGUGGAGCUGCAGGUGUUCCAUCACAACUUCAACUACAAGUGCGACGUGUGGUCGGUGGGCGUGCUGCUCUACCUCAUGCUCACCGCGCACCUGCCAUUCGACGCGCCCAACAAAGAAGAAUACAUCAAGGUAAGGCCGCCCACCACACAGACAGAGAAGACCUCCUGCACACCAUCAUCUCUAUCUCAUGUGUGUCAGGUGGUGACCAACCAGCCGGUGUCGUUCCCGGACCACCUCUUCAAGAACAUUUCAAAAGAGGCUGUGGAACUCCUGAAGCGUCUGCUGGAGAAAAAAGUCGAGCUGCGCCCCACGGCCGCACAGGCGCUGGACCACCCAUGGUUCCAGAAGUUCCCUGACAAAGCACGUGGGUCUAACAGGAGGCUGGGCGAGCUCACCAGGCAAGGCACCGUCUUCCAAGUCUAUGCUCAGGUGGGAGAGGGUGGGUGUUUCUGCCUACACACAUUCACGUCGCGUACAUUUCUCUCUCCUUGUUUUUCUGUGUCUGCAGAAGGAUUGCUUUACGCGGAUCUGUCUGAAUCUGGUGGCCAUGCACAUGGAGUACUCGGCUGUGCGCCGGGCCCCUCGUGUGUUCAAGGCCCUCGAUAUCGACCACGACGGCAUGAUAUCGGAGGAAGAGAUGACCAAGGCACUCCAGGAAAUUGGAUGCCCUGAAGAGGUGAGAAGACACGAGACACCAGGCCACAUGCACCAUGUCUUCCUCUCUUUCUCUCUAUCUCUCUGUGUCUCUGUGUGUGUCUCGUAGGACAUCCCGCGGAUUAUUGAUGCGUUGGACAGCGAUGGCUCUGGGACCAUUUCGUAUUCUGAGUUUCUGGCCGCUCUUCUCAGCAAGGGUGACCUCCAGUUUGAGCAAAGCCUGUGGUCGGCUUUCAGGAAAGUACGCGAGACACCAAGAAAGGCACAGAGAGAGACACCACCUCACACAACACACGAGCCUCCUGGUAUGUACGUCGGUUUGUCAGUUCGAUUUGGAUGGAGACGGUACGAUCAGCCGUGAGGAGCUGUACAAGCUGCUGACGAGCACGGACGCCGUGCAGAUCGACAGAGACAGGGACACGAUCAACAAGAUCCUGGAGGACCUCGACAAGAACAAGGACGGGCUGAUCAACUUCGACGAGUUCAAAUCCUACCUCAUGAACCAGAUCGGCAGGACCAGUACUGAAGACGACGUGCCUCUGCCGACGUCUGGCGAAUCUUCUCCUGCCAAGUCGCCCAAGAGUACGUCGCCCAAAUCUUCCCCAAAGGGGCAGCAGAAAUCAGCAGGGGGCAGAAGGGGAAGCUAACUUGCUGCGGUUAGGUGGGUGCUUGGGUGGUUGGGUGAUUGAUUGGUGAGUGGUUGGUGAGUGGUCUUUUCUUAUUGGCCCCCUCUCUUUCCCGUGUACGUGACGGCCUUUGCUGCGCUUGCACUUGUGUGUCUGUACACUUGUCCUUGACACAUCGCUCCCUGUGAGCUUUUUCCGGUCAGCUGCUAGUAACUUUUUCGUGAAGGGGAGCUUCACAUGUUGUGUGGUGGACAUCGCGCCAUUGUGUGUCACUGUCUGCUGGAAGGUGGGCGGAUUGAUGGACAGCAUUGCCGCACGUCAGGUCUUAUCUAAUAAGUCGUCAAUGUACACACAAGUGAGGGAUUUCCGACCCGACCGGCCCG